Myotis myotis is the source of this 1653-nucleotide messenger RNA. RefSeq names its product zinc finger DHHC-type palmitoyltransferase 4 (gene ZDHHC4). The record is from RefSeq and is a predicted model, not a curated record. The transcript is spliced from 8 exons. Gene Ontology annotation, molecular function: protein-cysteine S-palmitoyltransferase activity. Gene Ontology annotation, biological process: protein targeting to membrane; peptidyl-L-cysteine S-palmitoylation. Bases 551 to 1582 code for a protein of 343 amino acids. Gene Ontology annotation, cellular component: Golgi apparatus; endoplasmic reticulum. Lineage: Eukaryota; Metazoa; Chordata; Mammalia; Chiroptera; Vespertilionidae.
GGGCGGCCUUUUUGUAAGAUUUGUAGCAAACGCGCUCGGAAGUUCGACCUCCCAGCCUUUAGACGCCACCGCAGUCCCGAGGCGCCCAGUAGGGCAACAACGGACACUCUCGAAGAGGCGGCACACAAACCGCAGACUCCCCACCGCCGCGGCCGCCCGCACUUCCGCCGGAAGUCGGUCUGCCUGCCAGCGUCGCGCGCUGACGUCACGGGUGCGACGGGAUUUUGGGGGCGCGCCCUGGAGGCGCGGGUGCGGUGCAGCUGGCGGUUGGCUGGUCGCCCUGGGAGCGCAUGCCCCCGUGCCUCCUGUGACGUGAGUGGUCCAGGCGAGUGUGGAACUGACCUGUCCCUGCAGCCAGAUCCCGCCUCCUGGAGGAACCAUGUCUCCUGCAGCUCCGGGGGUCACCUGUAGUUCCAGGCUCAUGCCUCGGCGCCAGAGGAGAUGCCGAUGGAAUUCCCUGUGAAUGUUGGCAGGAGGAAUGCCAGAGCUGCCUGCCGAAAAUCAUCCAGACAAAUAUGUAGGCUGAGGACCCCGAGCCGCCCGCCCCAGGAUGGACUUCCUGGUUCUCUUCUCGUUCUACUUGGCUUUGUUGCUGAUUGGUGGCGCUCUGCUCUGCAUCUGCUUGAAAACCCGUUACCUGAAAGGCCUGGUCAGAGGAGGCGCACAGAUAUUUUCCUGUAUAGUUCCAGAAUGGCUUCAGAGAGCCAUGCUGAGAUUGCUUCAUUACCUCUUUCAUACACGAAACCACACCUUCAUCGUCCUGCACCUCAUCUUGCAAGGAAUGGUUUAUACUGAAUACACCUGGGAAAUACUUGGCUACUGUCAAGAGCUGGACUUCUCCUUGUAUUACCUCCUUCUGCCCUAUCUGCUGCUGGCUGUAAACCUGAUUUUUUUCACCCUGAGUUGUGUAACUGAUCCUGGCACCAUCACAAAAGCAAACGAAUCAUUGUUUCUCCAAGUUUAUGAAUUCGACGAGGUGAUGUUCCCGAAGAACGGGCGGUGCUCUACUUGUGACCUAAGGAAGCCCGCACGGUCCAAGCACUGCAGUGUGUGUAACCGCUGUGUGCACCGUUUCGACCAUCACUGUGUGUGGGUGAACAACUGCAUCGGGGCCUGGAACGCCAGGUACUUCCUUACCUACCUCCUGACACUGACGGCGUCGGCUGCCACCAUGGCCGUCGUGACCACCGUGUUUCUGGUCCGGCUGGUGGUAUUGUCGGACUUGCACCUGGAGACUUAUGUUGAUGACCUUGGACAGUCCCAGGUUAUUGACACCGUCUUUCUUAUUCAGUACCUGUUCCUGACCUUCCCAAGGAUUGUCUUCUUGCUGGGCUUUGUCUUGGUGCUGAGCUUCCUCCUGGGCGGCUUCCUGUGCUUUGCUCUGUACCUGGCCGCCACCAACCAGACUACGAACGAAUGGUGCAGAGGUGACCGGGCCUGGUGCCAGCAUUGCCCCCAAGGCGCCGGGGCCCCCUCCGUAGAGCCCCGUGUCCACCGGAACAUUCACUCCCACGGGCUUUGGAGCAACCUCCGAGAGAUCUUUCUACCUGCUGCUGCACAUUAUGAGAGAAAGAAGAAAUGAGAGUGGAAGGGUGUUACUGCCUUUUAAAUACAGUUCAUUUUAAAUAUAGCUCAUUUAUUUAUGCAUAUGGA